AACUUCCUCAAAAUAACCUUGACCCCUAGGCUGGCGUCCCGAAACUAAGUUGACUAGUAAGACCGAAGCCUACAAGGGUUGUAACUUACACUUAUUGAAACUUAAAAAGAGCUCCUGGUUACGAUGGCUGCGGCAGAUUUACCAUCUAGCCAAGUAGAUGGAGUAGAAAGGAGUGUCAACUCAAAGAAGCUUACACGUUCAGGAAAACCAGUUGGGGUUUAUCUACUGACUUGGAAUGUUGGAUGGUCACCACCGCCACCAGACCUAAAUGAUGUUCUCUCACUUAACAAACAACAGUUUUUUGAUGUGUAUGGUAUUGGGCUUCAAGAGGUAAAAGAGGGAGAUAACACAGAAUGGGUAGAGGCCUUCACAUCUACUCUAAAAAAGCAUGACUUUGUCCGUAUCAAAUUACGACGGCUUCAAGGGUUAAUAACAAUCAUGUUUGUGAAACGUUCUCAUCUCUCUUACUGUACAAGCUUUGAAAGUGAGGCAACCAGGACUGGACUGGGAGGAUGGUGGGGCAACAAGGGAGGUGUCAGCAUAAGAAUGGAUCUUUUUGGUGUCAAUUUCAUCGUUGUCAACAGCCAUCUGGCGGCUCAUCUUGAUAAUGUUCGAGAAAGAAUAGAGGACUAUGGCAGCAUCAUCGAUAAUCAGAAGUUUAAAGACCCUGAUGUUGAAACCAUACUUGAUCAUGAUUAUGUAUUUUGGAUGGGUGAUCUCAACUUCCGUCUGGAUAAGACAACACGUCUUGAUGCUGAAAAUGCAAUUGAAAGGAAUGAUUAUGCUAAGCUUUUAUUAUCCGAUCAGCUGAACAUGUGUCGAGAAGAGGAGCUUAUAUUUGUGAACUUUAAGGAAGGUUGCAUCACCUUCCCACCUACCUACAAGUUUGACCCAGGCACCAAUACUUAUGACACAAGUUCCAAACAACGUGUGCCAGCAUGGUGUGACAGGAUACUUUGGUACUCUGAUGAUGCAGAGUAUGGAAGAAGUUGCAGGCUGCAAGUCAAACAGUUAGUCUAUACUUCACAUCCAACAUACCUCUGCAGUGAUCACAAGCCUGUAUCUGCCACCUUCGAGAUCUCAGUAUACCCCAAGCCACCACUAAAUCCCGUGAGGUUUGAGCAGAUAAAAGAAUGGCAGCUUGGACAAUCUCAGAUAGUUCGAUAUCAAGUUAAAGAUGUCCUUGGUCAAGUCAAAACAUCCUCAUCUGACUGGAUUGGCUUAUAUAAGGCCAAAUUUGUAAACUUUGAAACAUACCUCACUUAUGUCAGUGCCAUAGAAGGGGCUGAAAAGAAUGCUCAAGGUGUGGAGGUUACCUUCUCUGCAAAAGCUUUCAAUGAUGUUCCCCCUGGGAAUUACUGCUUAUGCUACUUGACGAAGAAGUACUCACUGAUGGGGAUCAGCCAGGUGUUUCCUAUUACUCCAUUAAAAAUAGGCUGACAGUGCCAUCAGUUCUGAUCUUGCUUAUGCCAAGGUCAUAGAUCAGAGAGGAUCAGACAAGUGACCUCAGCCCUAGUCAGACUCCAGCUGCUAGAAGUAUUCAUCCUGCAUCCAUCUGGUUUCUUCAGAUGCAGGACAGUUCAUCAUUCCACAGCAAAAUUUCUGUGAUCUUUACAGACAGGUUUGAUCUUUUGCAUAUCUCACAAACAGGUGUCAGAGAGAAAAAAAAUGCAGUUAUAGUUUUUCCUUUGCCAACUGUGGCUUGUAUUUUUUGACAUGAUUCCUGCCAGCAGUACAAGAUUCUAUUUACAAACUACAUAAUCGACUAUUUGUUAAGUGUUAAUAUACACAUGCCAUUUUGUGCUUGUUUUUCAUUCACUUAUAUUUCUUUCCUGGGAUUUAUUACCUAAUUCAUCUACUGUUAACAAUAGAAAUGUUUUCUUUUUUGUAGAUUAUUUUUUGAUUAUUCAAAAUGGAUUUCCUUUGUGGACUAUAUUCUUCAUAUCCAAUAUUAAGAGAAACAUUCUUGGUAUGUUUAGGACAUGUAAUUGCAUUCGUGUGAUGGGCUUCCAUAAUUGUUUUUGCCUUCAGAUAUGUUGAAGAGAACAGCUUUAAGUGUGAAAGGUGUCAGAUUCAAUGUAAUGAUUUGAUUCUUUCUCAUAAUAGUAAUGACAUAUACUGACAUAUACUAACACCAUAUACUGAUUUCGUUUUGUAGUUGACAUUAUUUACAGGUAGCAUCAGUAAAUAUUUGACAUGUAAGUGACAUGAAACAGCUGUAAGUGAUACCUUUUCAUCUUGCCGUACAUUUCACAUACUUACAGUUUUACAAAAGUUACCUAAAGCUGGCUGCAGCCAGUGGAACCAUAACCCAUUUUGCAUUAAUCCCAAGUGUGCAAGCCAGGGUAAACUCAGUUUUGUAGCACCAUGUUAUCCUGUCAGUUUAAAAAAGUUAUGCCAGUCCUCCAGUAUUGUUUGUUUGAAAGUAUUGUCUGUUGAUAGACUUAUCGUGAACAAAUAAAAUCCACGAAUGCAUGAAAGUAAACACUAAUGCCAGUCUUCCGUGAUCUGUGAUUGUGAUUCUGAUUGCAAACAUGCAUGACCCACAAAUGUGUUACAGUAUUUCAGAUACUGGUUUCUUUAUGUAAACUAAAAUACUGUCACAUUAUUUAUUGUCUUGAGCAGUUGUGGCAUGUGAUACAUGACUUAAACAAUACAUAUAAAUUGCAAAAACAUUAGUUAUAUUUAUAAAAAAUUUCUAGUAAAAUGAUUGUUUUUUAUAAUUUAAAAGCUGAAACAGUUUAUGCCAAUUUGAAAAAGCAAGCAUUACAUGUGUAAUGGGACUAAGAGAGGGAAACUGCAACAAGUUAACCAAGGUGUCAUGCAAUGUCAAUGUGGAAGUGUUAAGCAGAUGUGCAAGUAGUGUUCAAGAAUUCAGAUUACACAUACACAUGCAUGCACACAUAUGAAUGUUGAGAGUACACACUCGUAUUAGGAUCCAAUGAAUAGACAGUUAAAGUCAAACUACACUUACUAAAGGAUAAAACCAAUUCUUCCUUUUUUGACCACAAUUUUACAUAAAUCUUUACAGUUCUUGAUUUCUCUAUCAGCUAGCAAGCAGAUCUGUUUUUAUGGAUUUAAGAGUUAAACCUACAUUAUGGUAUUGUAUGUUAAUAUGAGACUUGAUCGGCUUCUGUGUUAAUAAUAAAGUACUAAAAGGCUUCUAUUUUUAUUUUGAUGUUGUAAUUUGUUCUUUAUCCUGAAUCGGUUUUUUCUCUGCAUUACUGUUGAGUCUGCUUUGUGAUAGAUUUGUUACAAGUGAACUUCUGUAUUAUUUGGGUUUUUUUAAAAACAAUAACUGAGUUGCACAACUUACAAGCAUGCUAUCUCUUGUACACAUGAGUUUGCUUGUGCACAAGUAAAUCGUUCAUACCAUGCUUAUAUACCAUAUUUAGAGGUGAAUGCUGUAUAUACUUUCAGUUACUAUAUUAUUUGAAUUUUAAAGUUGUUUGAUAAAAUCUACCGUCAUACAUGUUUCUAGAAUCUUGCAUUGUUUUUAAAUUAUCAGCUUUUGUUCUUAUUUGCAUCUGUUAAGUGCCAUUUUUACUCAAAUGUUGUUAAUGAACAUUGAAGCCUGCAUCUAGUGGGAUGCAAUUUUAGAAACAUUACAGAGAGUAUUGUUCUAAAACAUUUCUUAUUCUUGAAACAUUUUAUUUGUUGUUGUCCCCAAAUUGAGAUAAGACUCCUAGUCUGGCUUUGUGAAGUUUUGAUGCAGUAAUCAACCUAUUAUGUUUUUCUUAGAGGUAGGAAGUACUGCAUAUGUGUUCAAACAGUAUUGUUAAAGCUGUUAAAUUUUACCAUUUUCCAACUUAAAUUUACAGAAAUUUUAAGCUGCAAAAAAAAAAACAAAAAAAAAACCAUCAUUUAAUUUCAACUGUCUUUAAAAGAAUGGAGGUGGGGUUUUUUCCUGAAAGUGAAAACUACAAAUUAGUUUGCCACCUGCAACUUGCAAUCACUUUUAACCAUUUCUUUGUCUCUCUUUAUAUAGAUGACUGCUGCUUUGUGCUAUACCUGCUGAACAAAUGAAGAUAUAUUAUUAUUUUCAGCAUUACAUUCCUCUUUGUUGUUAUAACUUUAAAAUUGUAUGCACAAUCAACAUGACAAGGAAUGAAAAAUACAUUUUGUAACCUGGCUUCUGUUGUCACAACAUAUUACCCUUAAAUGCAAAGUACAAAUUUAAAGAAAAGAUGUAAGUGUAGCUUUUUUCAACUAUGCAUGGUAGGCUUAGGGGAAAGUAGUUAAUCAGUGGUUACAACACCAAUCAGAGAACAGCAGAUAGGCCAGUUUGAUACCCAGUUGAUAUCCUCAGUUGAUUUAGCUGUUAAAUCUAAGGUUAAACCUAAGGUUUUACUUAGCUGGGAAAGGUAAGGCAGCAAGGAAGGGUACCAUCCUUACCAAAGAGCUGACCCCAAAAUAGAUGGUGUCUUUAACACCUCAUAAAGGUUACAGGACUACUGAUACCUUUUUUUAAAAGAAAAUACUAGAUUUGCUUGUAGAAUUUUGUUUACUCCAUGCAGACUCGUGUGGACAUUACAUUAAAAAAAUAGUAGAUUUAAGAUUAUUGAGAAAGUUUUAUUUUUUAAAUAUAGUAAAUGUACUUUUGCCUGUGCAAGAGUGAGACAGCCUUGUGUGGCACUUUGUAAAGAAAAUAAUCACAGCUGCCUUUAAACAUGCGCUUAUUUUAAAAACUGUCUUUUGCUGUGUGAUCAUCAAAUAGGAGGGAGAUGCAAUUUUCCUUGUAUUGAAUGUUGGCUGUUGGGUACUAAAUAAAUUUCUUGUAAUUCUCAUGUUUUCCUAUUGACCAAACAUUCAAAUUGUUUAACUCAUUAGACCCAAGGUAUUUACUGCAUAAUUCUAUUGUUGCAUAAAAAAUGGAGUGGCCCUAUUGUUACAUGUUGUCCAGUGUAGGUUACCAAGUGCUGCAGAUAUAUUAUGACCUGAUUUAUUCCAUAGGAUUUGUGGUAUACACACAUAUUGACGCAAUCGAGCUCCAGCUAUAAAGAUGUUUGCAUAUGCCAGUGCAAACUGUUUAGGAAGAAUUAAAGACUGGCAUAAUUUUUCUGGAAUGUUUGAAGCAAUUCAUGAACAAGCUCAAUUUAAAUGGAUUUUUGAUUUUGGUUAUGUUUAUAUUUUUAGGAUGUAUAAUUUAUUCGGGUAUGUACAAUCUGAGUACAGGUUAAAUGUCAUUUAGUGGUUGAAGGACAAUUCAGUGUAAUUUAAUUGCAUGUCAAGUUUAUCUGCCCUUGUACAAGAAGAAGACUUCCAAAGAAUAAUUUUAUUUGGCAGCACAAAAAUAUGAGGACAUUAUAUUUCUUGUGCUCACAUAUAUUUUGGCAUUAAAAGACGUUUGUUUGGCUGUGUACAGCCUAAGGACAUGACUUUCAUAGGGCUGUGUAAAAAUUAAGGACAUCUUUGUAUUGUUUAAAGAUGUUCAGCAAGUCUUGAUGUACUUGUCAUUUAAUAACCAAAAUGACGCCCUCAAUGAUUUAUAUUUCCUUUGUAUAUCCUGCAUUUUAGUGUAAUCUACCUGCUUGCCAAUAGAUCUGUUUCAGUUAGAUAUCGCACAGUGUUCUGUGUUCAAAUACGAUUUAACUUCACAGGGAAAAUCAAAGAUUUCUUUCCUUAUGCAUCUGAGCAAAGAACCUAUUUGUGGUGUGGCUUGAAACUUUUUGAAUGACAUUAACAGGUUUUCAGAAACAAAAAAAUGUCAGACCAGCUAUAUUUUUUAAGAACUAAUAAAAUAUUUUUGACUAUUGAAGGAAAACAAAAAAA
Molecule: messenger RNA, 5772 nt
Organism: Pomacea canaliculata
Lineage: Eukaryota; Metazoa; Mollusca; Gastropoda; Architaenioglossa; Ampullariidae
Product: phosphatidylinositol 4,5-bisphosphate 5-phosphatase A-like
Exons: 14
Coding region: 124-1440 (438 amino acids)
Biological process (GO): phosphatidylinositol dephosphorylation
Cellular component (GO): ruffle; plasma membrane; cytoplasm
Molecular function (GO): phosphatidylinositol-4,5-bisphosphate 5-phosphatase activity
Source: RefSeq, a predicted model, not a curated record